Musa acuminata AAA Group (dessert banana) is the source of this 1529-nucleotide messenger RNA. RefSeq names its product (+)-piperitol/(+)-sesamin synthase CYP81Q2-like. Gene Ontology annotation, molecular function: iron ion binding; heme binding; monooxygenase activity. The transcript has 2 exons. Lineage: Eukaryota; Viridiplantae; Streptophyta; Magnoliopsida; Zingiberales; Musaceae. Bases 292 to 1443 code for a protein of 383 amino acids. The record is from RefSeq and is a predicted model, not a curated record.
UCUUCCGCCGUCUGGGUCUUGGUAAGCUCCCAUGGGGCCUCCUUCCCCUUCUCAUCAUUGGCCAUAGCCAUUUGCCACGAGGUCAUCCCCACCACGCUCUAACCCACCUCUGCGCUCGCUAUGGACCUGUCCUCCUCCUCUGUUUCGGUUCUCGCCCUGUCCUCGUCGUCGCCUCCGCCUCCGCCACGAAGGAGUGCUUCACGACCAACGAUAUUUGCUUCUCCAACCGUUCCCUCCUCCUCUCCAGCCAACACUUCAACUACAACGGUACCACCUUCGCGGUAGUCCCCUAUGGCGCUCGCUGGCGCAGCCUUCGCCGCAUUGCCACCCUUCGUCUACUCUCCCCUGCUCACUUGGCCUCUUUUGCACCUCUGGCAAACGUCAGAUCGCUUCUUCGGAGCCUCAACCUCCUCCGCAGAACGUUGCUUCGUGCAAGUGAACGUCAGGUCCAGGUUGAUGGAGACGACGUUCGACAUGAUUGUGGAGAUGAUCACGGGAAGCAGGUGCUGCAUUGGGGAGGGCAAGAGGUUUGUACACAUGGCGGAAGGGGCUUUCCGGUUAAGCUCCAUUCCGAACCCUGCAGACUUCAUGCCGUUUUUGAGGUGGGUGGGGGUGAAUGGACUCCAGAAGCGAAUGCAGAGGUUGGAGAAAGAGAUAGAUGGUCUGAUUGAGGAGAUCGUCGACGAGAUACGAAGGAGGCGGACGAAGAAGGAAGGAAAGUGCACAGAGAGCGGUGACGCGGACAUGACUCUUGUCGUGGUUAUGCUUUCCAUGCAAGAGGAGAAUCCGCAGGUUUAUACAUAUAAUAUCACCCAAGGAAUGGUAGAGGUUCUGCUAUUAGCAGGAACCGAUACGACUUCUGUAAGCAUGGAAUGGGCAAUGGCGCUCUUCCUCAACCAUCCCGAAGCCCUGCAGAAGGUUCACGACGAAAUAGAGACUCACGUCGGUCAUCAGCGCCUGGUGGCGGACUCUGAUCUCUCAAACCUCCGCUACCUCAACAGUGUCAUCAAGGAGACUCUCAGGUUGUUCCCUCCGGGUCCUCUCCUGGUCCCACGCGAGUCGACCAUGGAAUGCAAGGUAGGAGGCCUCCACGUCCCGCGCGGCACGAUGCUGUUGGUCAAUGCACAUAUGGUCCACAGAGAUCCCGAGGUGUGGGCAAACCCUACGAGGUUCAUGCCCGAGCGGUUCGAGACCGAGGAAGGAGAAGGAUACAAGUUCAUUCCCUUCGGAGCUGGAAGGAGGCGGUGCCCGGGGCAAGCCCUGGCCGAAAAGACCAUGGGGCUGGCGCUGGCGUCUCUGGUGCAGUGCUUUGAGUGGAGGAGAGUUGGAGAAGAGGAGGUGGAUCUCAGUGAGAGCGAGGGACUCACCGCUCCCAUGGCUGUUCCCUUGGAGGCUUUGUGCAUGCCUCGCCAAGCCAUGAGAGAGGUCCUGUCACAACUCUGAUGAGACCUGCUUGGUUUCAUGAGUUAUGGAGUUCCCACGAGUGUCAUACUAUGCAAUGUUUUCUUCUCCUAUCUUCUCUCCAUGUG